Messenger RNA from Tinamus guttatus (white-throated tinamou), 1092 nucleotides. NCBI's taxonomy places the organism in Eukaryota, Metazoa, Chordata, Aves, Tinamiformes, Tinamidae. The record is from RefSeq and is a predicted model, not a curated record.
UUUUGGACCAAUCCCCAGUAUCGCUUGAGGCUCUUGGAGGAAGAUGAUGAUCCUGAGGAUGAGGAGGUUGUCUGCAGCUUUCUUGUGGCACUGAUGCAGAAAAACAGGAGGAAAGAACGCAAGCUGGGAGCCAACCUGUACACUAUUGGCUUUGCCAUCUACGAGGUGCCCAAAGAGAUGCACGGUGACAAGCACCACUUGCAAAAGGAUUUUUUCCUCUACAAUGCCUCCAAAGCUAGAAGCAAGACAUACAUAAACAUGCGAGAAAUCUCUGAGCGCUUCCGGCUGCCACCCAACGAGUACGUUAUCAUCCCAUCAACGUACGAACCCCAUCAGGAGGGAGAGUUCAUCCUGAGGGUCUUCUCAGAGAAGAGAAGUCUUUCUGAGGAAGUUGAAAACACGAUUGAAGCACAGCGCCCAUCGAAGAAAAAGGGCAAGCCUAUCAUCUUUGUUUCUGACAUAGCCAACAGCAAUAAGGAGCUGACAGUGGAUGAAGACUUGGGCAAAGACGGUGAAAAAAAACGCAUAGAUGAGAAAAAGCGUGCUUCAGGAAAAGCUCGGGAGGCGAGCGAAGAGGAAAACCAGUUCAGGAAUAUUUUCCGACAGAUUGCAGGAGAGGACAUGGAGAUCAAUGCUGAAGAACUCAGGAACGUUCUCAACAAUGUUGUAAAAAAACAUAAGGACCUAAAGACAGAAGGAUUUGAACUGGAAUCCUGUCGCAGCAUGAUUGCUUUGAUGGAUACAGAUGGCUCGGGGAAGAUAAACUUCGAUGAGUUUCGGCACCUCUGGGACAAGAUUAAAAGCUGGCAGAAAAUUUUCAAGCGCUAUGACACAGAUCACUCUGGAACGAUUAACAGCUACGAGAUGCGCAAUGCAGUCAAUGACGCAGGGUUUCGCCUCAACAACCAGCUCUACGACAUCAUUACGAUGCGCUACGCCGACAAGAACAUGAACAUCGACUUCGACAGCUUCAUCUGCUGCUUCGUGCGCCUGGAUGCCAUGUUCAGAGCAUUCCACGCCUUCGAUAAAGAUGGGGAUGGAAUCAUUAAACUCAAUGUCUUAGAGUGGCUGCAGCUCACGAUGUAUGCGUAA